CAUGACCCGGAGCUGGCGGUGGCUGCAGGGGCUGGUUCUCGCCUGGCUCCCCAUAGGCUGCCUCUCCCUGCUUGUGAUAGUGCAGGAUAUUGAGCGAUACACCACUUUAUUUGCUUCUGUGAUCCUCAAGUGUGACUACAGCACUUCAGCACAACUGCAGGAUGUAGUGGUGACAUGGCGCUUCAAAUCCUUCUGCAAGGACCCCAUCUUUGACUACUACUCUGCCUCCUACCAGGCUGGGUUAGCUCUUGGCCAGGACCCAUCCAAUGACUGUAAUGACAACCAGCGGACAGUGCGCAUCGUCAUUCAGAGACGUGGUCAGAGCGAGCCUGUGCUAGGCAUAGAGUACAGACAGCGCAAGAUCACCAUCCAGAAUCGGGCAGAUCUUGUGAUCAAUGAGGUGAUGUGGUGGGACCAUGGAGUCUACUACUGUGCUGUUGAGUCUCCAGGAGACACUGCAGGUGACCCAGACAAAGAGGUUAAGCUCGUUGUUCUGCAUUGGCUCACGGUGAUCUUCAUCAUUCUUGGUGCUCUCCUCCUCCUCAUAGUGAUCGGGGUGUGCUGGUGCCAGUGCUGCCCCCAACACUGCUGCUGCCAUGUCCGCUGUGCCUGCUGUCCAACCCGGUGCUGCUGCAAUGAGGAAGCCCUGAAACGACAUCGGUUCAUGAAGCAGACUCGGACACUCAUGCCAUGGAUGACACACCACCCGUUCUACGUGGGAGCUGACAGGAACUCCCAACUCUCCUCUUACCAACUGAACCCAUUGCUGCAAAAAGAUGUCUCUCUGCAGAGCAGCCUCCCACUGGUGCAUUCACAGGGCCAGCUGCCUCCCAAAAACAACAUCCUGGACUAUCUGGAGUCUGAGAUCCAAAACCUCAACCUAUCCCAGCCCCUGCUACCCUCCCACCACUUUGGAGCCAACCAGCAUCCGAGCGUGCUCUCCUCCCUGAGCUCGGAGGUUGUGGAGCGCAGGGUAAUCCAGCUGCCUCCCAUCACUGAGCUCAUCCCAUCCUCUCAGAGAAGCAGUAACUUGUCACACCUGCAGCGAGCUGGCCAUGCUGCAGGACCCUGGGACUCCACAACAGAAGAUGAGAGGGAGGACUGGAGAAGACGCCAGCCCUUGGAUGGAGAUUCUCACUCCAGCUUCAAUCGGGAAUCCUGGGACAAGGGACGAGACCAGCCACCUCAGAGGCAGGGGGAGGGCAGCUAUGAGGGCAGGCACCGGAGUUCAAGGCAGGAUGUUUCACCCAUGCGCCGACCAGACCGUGGUAGGUAUGGUGGCAUCUUCUACCCUGAGGAGGCCAGGGAACGCUCGGGCCGCCGCUUCGACCCCAGGCAGCAGCCUUUGGAGAGGCAAAAGUAUCAACACUCCAACAGAAAGGGCAGCAAUUCGGAGCAGCGGGGUCGCCAGCAUCGCAGCUCCUCUCCUCCAAUGCGGCGAGAGUCGUGGAGCUCAGCAGAAGAGCAUGAUCGCUUCCAGGGGAACAAUAGACAACGCCACCAUCGCUCCCCAGGUUGGCCAGAAGACAAGCCGCCCAGUUACCGCUCACUGGAAAUCAUCCCAGCCAAGGACAGCAGACAUAGAAGCAGCGUGGGACAGCAGUCGGAAAAAGGAAGUUCCCGCAGUGGGAAAAGCAUGGUCAUUUAACACCAUGGUGGAAGGACUGAAACUCUCAAUGGUUCUGUUUUGGGGCUUCCUUUUGCCAUCCCAGUGUGUAAUUUGAGAUGACUACUUCUGACUGAAAAGGAGACCUGCAACAACUGGAUAAAAUAAAAUGUAGUGGAGACCAAGGAGGAAUCUGUAUGAAAGGUGCCAGGAGUUCAGUGGCUUUAUAACAUCUGAAAACCUUCUUAUUCCCUCCUUACUCUAGAGACUUUGGUUUCAAACAGACCCUGGUUGUGGAACGUGGUCCCUUUGAGAGUAGAGCUUCUGGUGACACUGAACAAAUAGCAUGUCCUCCCUCUCUGACUUCGAAUAUCACCAAAUGUUGUGCAUGUGGCCCUGAGAUUCAGCACCACACGUUCGAAUGUUCGCUGUGACUAACAAGUGAUUGUUUCCUUUUUGCCUCAGUGAGUUUCUGUGGUACAGUCCUUGAUGAAACUGCCAAGCAAACAAUUUAUUGUGCGGUAAAGGAAGCGUCAGAAGGCUGCGCGCACAUGCAGAUCUAAGUGCACUCUCUACAAGAGCGCACAGCAACUUCUGUGCUUGGAAAAACACCUGAAAAUUGCCAGUGCUUCCAGUUUAUAUUGACACGUACCUUGAUAAGGACAUGGAGAAGCUCUGCCUGGCCAUUUGACCCAGACUCUAGUGUAUUCAUGAGUUCAAAGUACUAAUCUACAAGGUUCUGUUAUCAUAGGCUGAUGCUGAGCUAUGGGUAACUGCCAUCCUGGCAACAGUGGCCUGAUUUUCAAAGUUACCACGCUCAUGCUUGUUUUAAGUCAAUGGGAGCUUGGUGAUACCCUGACACCUCCAAAAAUGAUGCCCUUUGUGGGUGGGUGUUUUUUUGUGUUUGAGGAAUCCACCCUUUCCUGAGCAUUUCAUGUGCUCUGCUUUCGUUCUUGGCCUCUGUCCUCCUGUGGUGCAUAUGGGGAAAAUGGGCUCUAGAAGACAAGUCUUGUCCCCUGCUUUGCUAGUGCCCUCCUAACAUGCUAUUAGGGAGCUGAUCUUUACCCUGAACAUUGCAUUUUUCCUAAACUUGUUGCUCAACGAAUCUGUGGUUGGGUUACUAUUGGAUUAAGGUGUCAGCCUAUAAGUUACCCUGUAACUAAAAGCAAAGAGAGAAUUUCCUUUGGAAACCAAUUGUAACAGGCAGAAUAGCAGGUCAGUCUGUAGGUGUUUUUUUCUUUGCUAUGUUGCAAAAGACGAGACAAAAGAAUCCUUUUCUCUGGAUGUUGAGAUAAGAGGCUUCUGAUCACCAUGGUAAAGCUGCUUUCUAAAGGCACUUUGUGAACUGCUGACAGUAGGGUUCAGCUCUUUGUGUGGAGCUUUGGGAAUGGCUUGUAUAUUAUUUUGUAAUUCGCAACACCUAAAGGUUGGUCAAGACCUAUUCUUACUUCAUCCAGUCCAUUUCCCAGCUGGCACAGGAUUGCUCUCUGCAAGACACUUUAAAACUAAAACUAUCAGUGGAGUGUCUGCCACUUCCUUUGGGAAACUAGCUUACAGGAGUGAUUUUGAAAAUGACCCUUUUUUUGCACUCUUGUAGGGAACGUCCCUCUGGAAUUCAUAUAAAGUGCUUUUUCUCCCUCCCUGGGGCUGUGCACGCCAAAUAAAUGAACUCAGGAAUAGUCCUGGUGCAAGUAUCAAUGGAGUGGUGUUACCACACUAGGUGUGUUCUUUAUGUUUGUGGUUUUUCCCUUUGCUUAUACUUGGGCAGUACUGCAACACAGUAGCAGUGCUUUCUCUGGGUGUACUGUCCCACAGUUCCCAGCACUGCUGCCUGAAGCAGUGGCUGCGAGUGGAUUCUGAAAGGCCAUCUGGUAACCUAGGGCCACUGUGAAGGGAGUCAAAUUCCCACAAUUCCCUGGGAACUAGUGACAUUUCUUCUCUCAAACUGAGGGCGAAGGAUGAACAUCCAGCUCCCUCUUAUUGUUCUAUAAGAGGGUCUUUUUCUGGAUUAUCCUGAAAGAGUUGGAGACCAAGGCCAACAACUGAUGGGACAUCUUAUGUAAUGAUCACCAUCUUGGCCAGUACAGCAGGGAUUGAAACAGGGACCGUUAGAGCUAAAAGCUUGAGAUCAAAAACCAGGCUGUACUGCAGGAGACUAACACACUCACCUCUUCCCUGGACUGGGGGCUGUAUAACUUGCAGGGACUACUAAGUCACACAUGCCCCACACAUGGAAUAGCUGGCUCCAUACAGAACUUGAGGAUGAUGCUCCCAGGUCUAGUGUUGCUUCUGGGUCUGUUCCACGGCUGCACAUCUGUGUAAUCAAGUUCAUCUUGAGAGCUGUGAUGGACACAGCAGGGACUGCCUAGUUUAAUGUUAGAGAAGACUUUUCUGUAUUUCCAUUGUGAACUAACCCUAACAUUGCAGCAACCAGAAUGUAAAGAUGAGAUCUCCAUUCCCCAUAGAAAAAAGAGACAAUUGCUCUGUGGAAUCUGGCUAUCUUGGAUGGAUCUGUGAAAACUGUUUGUUUAAAGAUGAGAUUUCAAUGAUAUGUUGAUGGUAGUGGUACUUAUGUAAUUCUGAUGGUCUUAAUACAUUUCUCUCUGUGUGUGGUUGGCUAAUGAUUUUAUGUUAGUUAUGAAGAGUUGGUGGACAACUGAAUUGAUAUCAAAGAACAACAUUGUUGCCUCUUCUUCCCACAUCAGUAUCCCAUUCUGAGAGUAUGUCUAUACUUAAACCACUACAGUGGCCCAGCUGGAACAUUGCAGCGUUGCUGCUGUCUACGCUGCGUCAGGAGGGUUCUCUCGUUAGCAUAGGUAAUCCACCUCCCCAAGAAGUCUUUUCUCAACCUAGCACUGU
This is a messenger RNA of Chelonoidis abingdonii (Abingdon island giant tortoise), 4465 nucleotides long. It is a transcript of the gene ILDR1, whose product is annotated as immunoglobulin like domain containing receptor 1. Lineage: Eukaryota; Metazoa; Chordata; Testudines; Testudinidae. Gene Ontology annotation, molecular function: high-density lipoprotein particle receptor activity. Gene Ontology annotation, cellular component: plasma membrane. The record is from RefSeq and is a predicted model, not a curated record.